This is a messenger RNA of Procambarus clarkii (red swamp crayfish), 3101 nucleotides long. RefSeq names its product sarcoglycan alpha (gene Scgalpha). Gene Ontology annotation, cellular component: membrane; sarcoglycan complex. Gene Ontology annotation, molecular function: calcium ion binding. NCBI's taxonomy places the organism in Eukaryota, Metazoa, Arthropoda, Malacostraca, Decapoda, Cambaridae. The record is from RefSeq and is a predicted model, not a curated record.
AAAUGAUUAAUAUAAUUUAAUACAAGUCUACUCUAGACUCGUCCUGAAUUUUUGAUAAGGCCCUCGGUGUGUGUCCUCUAUGGCAAUCAAUGGGCAUGUUGACGUCAAUUUCACACCAUAUAGGCGUUCCAGCCCACUCAGGAAGAAUGCUGCUGUUGGUGCUUGGAGUGCUGGGUGUGCUUCUAGGUUCCCCAGGUCCUUGUGUGGGUAGUGAAGUGUUGUCUUCUCAGCUCUUCAUUCUUCCUCUCUCACACCAAAACUUUAGUUUUCUGACUCCAGGUGUAACUUACCGACCCAGUUUACGAGACAUGCCAGAUCUUCCCAGCUGGCUUCACUACACGUACUCUCCUGCUGUGCGCACAGGCUUUGUGUAUGGCGUCCCACCAGAAAACAUUAGAGAUUUUGAGCUAGAGGUGAUAGCUAGAGACAAGCACACAUAUGAGACAUCUUAUCAAGUGUUCAAAAUGAAUGUUUUAAACCAAUCCCGUAAGCCAUAUGAGGUGCGUUUCAAGAUACAAAAUAUGAAUGUUGACGAGUUGCUGGUUGGAGGGCGUUGGGACCGACUUCACCAGGUGAUAAGUAAUGACCUGUGGCAAGAGAGCACAGAUGACUUGACAGUGACAUCUCUUGCCUCUGCUACACAACGUGGUGAUAGGUUACCUGCAAGCCCAGAUGAGAAAGAAGGAGUGUAUGUGAGUUAUGGAAGCUCGGUGCCUUUCUCUGCAGCUUUACUUGAAUUAGAGAAGGAAGUUGAGCCUUUGUGGCACCACCAACCAUGUCCAUUGUACUUCAAGAAAACUUCUUAUGAGAGAUUUUUCCAGCAACAAGGUUUUGCCAUUGAUUGGUGUAGUUUCAAACUGCAUAACAACAAAAAGACCACCAUGAUUGGAGACGAUGCCACCGGAGAAGAUGAGGAACCCAAAUCUCCUGUAAUCUCUGCUUUGGAGAAUGAGGGACGUGUAUAUCUUCAGAGGAGAGACCAGGUGGAGAAGCGUUCCUACACUUUUGAUGUUGUGCACACAAUCCUUAUUCCUCUUGUGGUGAUGCUAGUUUUGCUGGGGCUCCUUACCUUGGCUAUGUGCUGCCAUAGGAAUAAUAUGGAUCAGCGGUCCAGUGACUUUUUUGAUGAACUCUUUGACGAUUUCCCUCGCAUCCCAACAGGCCAGGAUAUCCAGAUGGUUCAGUAUGCUAGCAUUCACCGAGCUACAGAGGCUCUGCGCUCUCUAAAGGGUCGUGAACAUUCACCUCAUCCUUCCACUGCGACGACGACAACUCAAGCGGAUACACUCACUCGCUCACGGACAGCAAGUCCUUCUUCCACUCUUCCUAGAAAUUCCACGCUCGGUCGUCGAUUUGAAGACUACGCCACUUUGUCUCGACCUGAUCCACCACCAUAUCAAAGAAAUGGAACAACGCCAACUCGUUGAAAAGGAGGCGUUAAGAGUCUUCCAGAGGUGCAUAAUAAUUUAUUAACAGUGUAAGUAAUGUACCUGUGUCGUAACUUAAUUGGCACAAUUUUAUUGGAGUUUUGAGGUUACAGGUAUGUAUACAGUAGUUUACAAAGUUUAUGGUCAUAUAUAUAUAUAUAUUAUAAUCUAAAAUUACUGAAUUGUAUGUUUGGAGAUAAAUCAAUCAUACAUAAGCAACAAAUUUUGUAUUUUAAACAAACUUGAUUAUUAACAUCAAUUUGUGAAGAUCUAUACUGUAUGUCUAAAUUUAUUUUAUUUUCACAAGUGAAAUAUAUAUCGAAUUAAAACACUAAACGUUUUUUUCAAGUUUUUUAUAAUACAGUAUAUUUAAUUCACAUCUUUGAUAUUACAAAUUAGUGUUGUAAUGCUGAAACUGUUUGCAUUAUAACGAAAGACGAUAUGAGAGUUUUGAAUUUGACUACAGUUACACAGUAUCAUACAUUGGUAACAACAAAGUAUUCAGUAAUAUUAAUGUAUUUCCAGUGUCAUUCAUACAGCAUUUAGCAAAAUUAUUGUAAACUACACGUGCACAAUUUUAUUGUAUAGUAUAUGAUCAUAGGCACAAUGUUAUUGUAUAAUACAUUUAUAUACAAUUUAAUUGUGUUGCUUGAAAUUCAACAUGCUUUCAGUGUUGAAACGUGGGUAAGUGAAUGGGACAUUAGGGGAAAAAAGUAUUACCUUUCUAGUCAGUACUAGUCACCCUAUUGCAAUAGGUUUAUAGCCUACUAGCAGAGGAACACUUUGUUGCCCGGAUGAAGACUGGGUCAACCAUUUUAGGCCACCUGGGUUGUGUAGUGAAGACCUUUAUGUAUACAUUAUAGUGAAGAUCCUCACAGUACACAGUUUUCACCAGGACCAGGAAUCGUCAAGCACUCAGUGCUCGCUUAUGAAACAUGAACAUCUUUCCUUAAUCAUGGUAUCAGUCUGUAUGUAUUAAAUGCUUUGAGCUUCAAAGGCGCUGCAAGGUCAUUCUCAAUCCAAAGUUAUUAUUGUUAGACAACCUCUUAAUACUUUGGAGCUUGUAAACUGUUUUAUUAAGUAUAGAUAAGCUGCCAUAAUUGUGGAAAGAUGCACAGGUUUCAUAAGUGAUCACUUAAUGCUUGAUAAAUCUAGGUCAUGGUCAUUUGCUGAGAGGAUUUUCACUAAUGAUGCAGAUCAUGUAGACUAGAGAUGUAUGUUACUAUGACAGAUUCUCCCAAGUUUCCAGGAUCCUCACAAAAUCUGGAAUUCUUGGUAUAUGAGGACCUCCUAUGGCUUCUCCUUUUUCCUCGGGUUCCUACAAGAGUUCAAGUUUUGUUUCCAGGAUCUCCAAUGGCCCUUAGUGGCUGCAGGGCACCCACUUAACUCUGUUAAAAAGUGCUGGAAAAAACAAUGUAGGUAGUCAUUGAGGAAGGGUGCCUGCUUUAUGUACAUAUGCAGUACAUAAUCCUGCACAAUAAUGUAUAACCACAAAGGGAAAUAUAAGCCAGGAAUUGUUUGAGCACUUUCAUGUAUAUUUUAACACAUUUUCCUGAAUGUGUUAAAAUAUACAAGUGUGCAGAGCUCUAUCAGAUAUUCAGCUAGAAGUCUCAGUAAUGUAAUUUGUACAUUUCAUUGCACACACAUUUUAUCUAUUAAUAAAUUUUCCUGUCA